CGCGCUCUCAUUCCGCCCUGACUUCCCCUCCGCCAGCGGCCUGCUGCUUUGAGAUGAACAGAAGAUGUCGGUUUCGGGGCUAAAGGCCGAGUUGAAGUUUCUGGAGUCGAUUUUUGACCCAAAUCACGAGCGGUUCCGAAUCAUAGACUGGAAACCCGAUGAGCUAAGCUGCCAGUUCAAUGUAACGAGAGAAAAGCUGCUGAUCAUCCACUGCAACAUCACGGAGUCCUACCCCUCAACACCCCCGAUAUGGUUUGUUGACUCCGAUGAUCCCAGCCUGGCUGAAGUUUUGGAGCGCUUGGAGGAUGUCAGAAAAGGCAGCACCUUGGUACGUCGAUUAACCAAGGAUCCUCCUCAGAGGAGAAAAUCUCUAUUUUUAUUUUAUUUUCAUUGCAUAUUUGCAACCUGCUUUGAACCACUAAGCUCAUGGCUUAACACUAGAACUCCCAAGGCCGGUGCGGUGUCUGGCUCAGUGCAAGCCUCAGAUCGCUUAAUGAAGGAACUCAGGGAGAUCUACAGGUCACAGAGUUACAAGACGGGUAUUUAUUCAGUCGAACUAGUCAAUGACAGCCUUUAUGAAUGGCACGUCAAGUUAAGGAAGGUAGAUCCCGAUAGUCCAUUGCAUAGCGACUUGCAGGUUUUAAAAGAAAAGGAAGGAAUGGAUUUCAUUCUGCUCAAUUUCUCUUAUAAAGAUAAUUUUCCUUUUGACCCUCCUUUUGUACGGGUUGUGUCUCCUGUGCUCUCUGGGGGUUAUGUCCUUGGAGGAGGAGCAUUGUGCAUGGAACUUCUCACAAAACAGGGCUGGAGCAGUGCCUACUCAAUAGAAUCUGUCAUUAUGCAGAUAAAUGCAACUCUGGUUAAAGGCAAAGCCAGAGUCCAGUUUGGAGCCAAUAAGAACCAGUACAAUCUUGCCAGAGCACAACAGUCGUACAAAUCCCUCGUGCAGAUUCACGAAAAGAACGGCUGGUACACACCCCCUAAAGAGGAUGGAUAAGGAGCGGCCCCCCCGCUAUGCACUGGGAACACGUCUUUGGGUCAUCUUGUUUUCUUCAGAAUAUUUUCCCGCUCUGACUUACUGGGAAUUUAUCAUCUUUCUCAUAGAAACCAUCUCGCUGCCUCAUCUGACAAGUAUUCUCUGGCCAAGCUCUGGAAAAGACUCAACUUAGGUCUUUAUUUUUAUUUUUUAUUCUCCUCCCUAAUUGUUUCGGUGAGGAGAAUCUGAGAGGAACAUUUCUAAACCAUCUUGUUUUUGGGGGGAAAAAAAAGGAGGAAACAAAGAUUUCUCCCCCCCCUUUAGAUGUGGGGAAAUAAUUUUCUUUAGCUGCUUUAGCGAAGUGGACCCCACAGUGAGUGACCCUCUGUCUAAACGCCGUUUUUUUGUUUUUUAAAGAUCAAAACCGAAGCUCUUGAAGUCGCACCUCAUUGCACCAGUUUUUAAAUUGACUGUGAUUUGAUUUUUUUUUUCUUCUGGAGAUUAACAGGUACAUAAAUACAUAUAUUGUUUUAGACAUUAUUUGACUUAUUUUUUUGUUAUUUGAACAGCCUAGAUGUUAUAUGGCAAAUGUUGGAAGCAUAUCUUAAACCCGAGAAGCUUCUCUGCGUCCCUCAGCUUUUUUUUUCUCUUCAAAAUUCAUGAAAUGAAGAAUCAAAAAGGUUUUACUGUUGUUGAAAUAAAGAUCAGCUGAUCAGCCAGUGGUGAAAGGAAAGCUCAGAUGUGAGGAGAAGUUUCGUUCUGACAGGUUUUAUUUUUAAAUCUGAAGGGCUGGUUUUGCCUUAUUUUUAGUGUUGCUGGCAGACUGUUUUUUUUUUUUUUUGCUGUGAAGGUUUGAUGCCCAAACGAAGUCCUUUCUGCUCAAAGUUAACAGCAUGUGUCACAUCUGACAGCGGUCCCUUCCUCUGAGCUGUAUAAACAAACAGACAAAGUGUGGCUAUUAGACAGGUCCGUUCACGUGGUUCAGUCUGAAUAUUUCCAUUUCGCUUCCCUCUCUCCAACUGUCAGACUAAUUACAUUUCCAAGAUGUUUUUAUUUUUAUUUUUCCUCCUUUCGGCUCUGACCUUCAUACCAAUCGGACCACUUUUAGCAGAAAUAAAGGACUUUAGAUCUAUGUGCCCCUUCAGCCGCUCUGCAGCCUGAUUUUUGUACCUACAUAUUUCCAUUUACUCCCCACCUACAUCCUCCCCUGUAAACAAACCUUAGUGUCUGACUUUAUCAUUUGUUGUAGGUUCAUCAUUUUUAUGAAUUAAAGCUAAAAAUGGUCAUUAAAGUGAUUCAAUCUGAUGUCUAAUGUCAUUUAAUUUCAUAUUGUGUCUUUAAAUUUAGACUGGCAGUCCAUCCACUUUUAUUUUGGUUCUGAUCUCAGUUUAUACUAUUACAUUUUAUACAAUUUUAACUCUUAAUUGAGCCUCUAAGCCACCUACAUUCUAGUUAUUGGAGUUAUUAAACUACAUUUCUUUGAGUAGACUUU
Cyprinodon variegatus (sheepshead minnow) is the source of this 2465-nucleotide messenger RNA. Its product is annotated as ubiquitin-conjugating enzyme E2 Q2-like. The record is from RefSeq and is a predicted model, not a curated record. Bases 65 to 994 code for a protein of 309 amino acids. Lineage: Eukaryota; Metazoa; Chordata; Actinopteri; Cyprinodontiformes; Cyprinodontidae. The transcript has 10 exons.